GUCAAUAAAGUCAAUGGCUUUUGGGUUCGAUGCUCGCUGAUCCGGUGAAUUCUUAUCUUCUUCGGUUGUUUUGUGGGGAUUCAGGAUUCGUUGUUCCUGUAAAAGUCGCGACCUUUGAGAGGAGGUUUUCACGAUGGCUAUGGUGACUCCAAUUCCAGCAAUGGGGGAAAGAGCUGGAUCCAUGAGAUUCCAUGGGAUCGGUAGCCCUGGAUCAAGGUCAUCAAGUAGGAGCGGGGCCACGGAGGAGCCUGUCUCGAGGCUGAUCGAUGAGAAAAUCUUCGUUGCUGUGGGCAAAGAGGUGGGCAAGAGCAAGUCUACACUCAUCUGGGCGUUGCAGAACACUGGAGGGAAGAAGAUUUGUCUUGUUCAUGUUCACCAACCUUCCCAAAUGAUUCCAGUUAUGGGUGCCAAGUUUCCAGUUAGUUCUGUGAAGGAGGAAGAGGUUAGAGUGUUCCGGGAAAAAGAAAGGGAGAAAGUACAUAUGAUUCUAGACGAGUAUCUUCGUAUCUGCCAGCAGAGAGGGGUGAGGGCAGAAAAGAUGUUUAUUGAAAUGGAAUCGGUGGAGAAUGGAAUUGUGGAGCUGAUCUCGGAGCUGGGAAUCAGGAAGCUUGUCAUGGGAGCAGCAGCAGAUAAACACCAUUCAAGGAGAAUGACAGAACUCAAGUCCAGGAAAGCCAUCUUCGUAUGCCGAGAAGCUCCUGCUCUUUGUCAAAUCAUGUUUACUUGCAAAGGAUACUUAAUCCAUACAAGGGAAGCUGCGGAUGAGAGUGAAUCAGAAUAUGCAUCUCCGCGUCCUUCCAUAAGUGGAAGCGAGAUACUUGAAGCUUUCUCUACACCGGAGUCUGAGCAUCUGCAUAGAACAGAUUCACUUCACCGUUUAGGAAGCGAUGCAAGUUCAACUGAACACAGUGAGAGGGUGUCUGAAGGGUCGUUAAGUACUGACGAGGAGGAGGAGGAGAGAGAACUUGACGGCAGUCAAGCAAGGAGAAGUGCAACAGUUGAACAGCGUUCUGGCCACUCACCUCCCUCCAAUUUUCCGGAUGGGGUGGAUGAUUCAUUUUACAACAAAAUAGGAAAAGCUACGGAAGAGGCUCAAAGCUCAAAACGAGAAGCCUUUGCAGAGAGUGUUAGGCGUCAGAAAGCUGAAAAAAAUGCACUUGAUGCAAUCAGAAAGGCUAAACAAUCAGAAAGUGCUUAUUCUGAGGAGUUGAAGCGGAGGAAAGAUACUGAGAUAGCAGUAGCGAAAAUAAAGGAGAGACUUGUAACGAUUAAAAAAGAACAGGAAGUAGUCAUGGAAGAACUUGAAAGAGCAAUGGCGCAGAAAGAGAUGCUUGAGAGCCAGAUAGCAGAAUCUGAUGGUACAAUGGACAAGCUAAACCAGAAGCUUGACAUAGCUGUGAAGUUGUUACAGAAGUUGAAGGAUGAAAGAGAGGAGCUUCAGAUGGAACGCGACAGAGCACUCAGAGAAGCUACGGAGUUAAGGACUCGCGCAGAGACCUCAACUUUACAGCCACCUCAGUACUUCACGCAUUUUUCUUUCUCAGAGAUUGAGGAAGCAACUAAUGGCUUUGAUUCGACCAUGAAGAUUGGUGAAGGAGGGUAUGGAAGCAUCUACGUAGGUUUACUGCGUCAUACUCGGGUGGCUAUUAAAAUGUUGAAUCCUAACAGUCCACAAGGCACAGUGGAAUAUCAACAUGAGAUUGAUGUGUUAAGCAACAUGAGGCAUCCAAACAUCAUCACGUUAAUUGGAGCUUGUCCAGAGGGAUGGAGUCUUGUCUAUGAGUAUCUUCCCGAUGGAAGCCUUGAAGACAGGCUUAGUUGCAAGGACAACUCUCCACCUUUAUCAUGGCAGAAUCGUGUACGCAUUGCCACUGAGAUAUGCGCAGCACUUGUCUUUCUUCAUUCCAAUAAAGCUCAUAGCGUAGUACACGGUGAUCUGAAGCCAGCGAGUAUUCUUCUCGAUGCCAAUCUCGUUAGCAAGUUAAGUGACUUUGGAACCUGCAAAAGUGCGUCAGCAACUGAUGUCACUGGCACAGCUGCUUACUUGGAUCCAGAAGCUUCCAGUAAUGGGGAGCUAACUCCGAUGUCAGAUGUUUACUCGUUUGGGAUUAUAUUACUACGCUUGUUGACUGGGAGACCUGCCUUAGAGAUAGUGAAUGAAGUGAAGGAUGCCCUCGAAUCUGGAACACUGAUCAACCUUUUGGACCCUUUAGCAGGUGACUGGCCCUUUGUUCAGGCUGAGCAGCUUGCUCGCUUGGCAUUGAGGUGCUGUGAGACUGCCAGUGAGAAUCGUCCGGACCUUGGGACUGAAGUGUGGAGGGUACUUGAACCUAUGAGAGCUUCAAGCGGAGGAUCUUCAUCUUUUCAUCUCGGCCGCAACGAGCAACGCAUAGCACCUCCAUACUUCAUCUGUCCCAUUUUCCAGGAAGUAAUGCAGGAUCCACACGUAGCUGCAGAUGGUUUCACAUAUGAGGCGGAGGCUAUAAGAGCGUGGCUGGACAGUGAACACGAUACUUCACCAAUGACCAAUGACAAGCUUUCACACACCGGCCUUAUUGCUAACCAUGCUCUUCGUUCUGCAAUUCAGGAGUGGCUUCAGCAUCAUUGCUGAAAACGAGAUCUUUCAAACUCUCAACCCCUGUAACCCCAAAGUAAUCUCUCUUGUAAAAUAGUUUUCAACUUUUGUGGGAAGCAACUGAGAGUGAGUAAGAUUAGUUUUUUUUUCUCUCUCUUCAUACGCAUUACAUACGAUCUCUCCAUGGAUUAGCAUAUAUUGUAUACUUUGUCAAACAUAGUGUAAACAUAUUCCAUACUUGUCAGAUAUGAAAAGAAGAAGCUGGUGAGAUUUGUAUGUUAAGUAUA
Molecule: messenger RNA, 2862 nt
Organism: Raphanus sativus (radish)
Lineage: Eukaryota; Viridiplantae; Streptophyta; Magnoliopsida; Brassicales; Brassicaceae
Product: U-box domain-containing protein 33
Exons: 9
Coding region: 134-2611 (825 amino acids)
Biological process (GO): protein phosphorylation; protein ubiquitination
Molecular function (GO): ATP binding; protein kinase activity; ubiquitin-protein transferase activity
Source: RefSeq, a predicted model, not a curated record